AUGGCCAUGGAAGAAUGGGUUCUGCGCCCGCAGAAUAACACUGCACUAGACGACAUCCUGCCCUGCGCCGACGCGGCGGCGACCACCGACGCCGUGCGAAGAAGCAAGGAGGUGAACCAGCAGCUCGUCGCCACGCUCAACGGUCUGCUAUCGAAUGUCUCCAACGCCAACAAUGUCCCGCCCCAGGUCGGCCCGCCUGUCUACUACAACCAGUCCGGCCCGCCUGUCUACUACAACCAGUCCGGCCCUCCGGUGCCCUUGCUCUGCAACCCCUACCGCGCGGACCUCACCGACCGCCCCUGCGCUGCCGGUGAGGUCCCCGCCAUCAAUGCACCGCAAGCGUGGCAGGGCUUCGUGUGCCGCACCACGGGCGCGUCGGGAUCAGAGGUGUGCGCGACGGUGGGGCGCCUCACGCCGGCGAUGUACACCCAGGCGCUAGCCGUCGCCAACGCGAGCGACGGGCUGGUUGGCUACGGGCCGGUGCUGGCCGGCCUGGCGGACUGCACGUUCGUGCGCCGGACGUUCGAGACGGUCGUGGCGGACAGCUGCCCCGGGCUGAGGCGGUACAGCGCCAGGGUGUACCAGGCUUUGCUUGCCGUGGCGGCGGGCGUGAUGGCGGCAGUGGUGGCGUGGCUGGUUCACUCCAGGGAGAGGCGGCGGCGGCGCGAGGCUGUGAGGUUCAGGGUGUCACCGUACAGGCUCCCCAUCGACGAGAAGUCGCUGCUCAAGAGCCCGCGGCGGCCGUACAGGAGAGCCGAAAGCAACGGAGGCCUCAUGACUAGGUAG
This is a messenger RNA of Lolium perenne, 786 nucleotides long. RefSeq lists its product as uncharacterized. The record is from RefSeq and is a predicted model, not a curated record. NCBI's taxonomy places the organism in Eukaryota, Viridiplantae, Streptophyta, Magnoliopsida, Poales, Poaceae. Gene Ontology annotation, cellular component: plasmodesma; plasma membrane.